AUGCUGGGAGAUAAUCAGUGUGAGACCCUGAAGGACCCUGAAGACCCAAGGCCGUGUACCCUGGGAGGAGUGCCCCAACCCAGCCAGCCUACCGAACCGGGACGUUCAACCCAUCCGGUUUGGUGCGAGAAAUACUUCCAACUUGAAACCCACGUUACCCAGCACCGCGUUUGGACAAACUUCUGCACCAACUGGCCCAUCGACAAAUCAUCGAAGAGGAACGCUACUGCAUUCAGCUUUAUCGUCUGGUUUGGUGCACCAUCCAUACGCCAUUACACUCAAGAUGUGUACGAGGGUCCGCAGAACUAGCAGAAAAUUAAUGAUCAUCAAAUCAAAGAUGAAGUGUCAGUAGGCAGCACCCAGUAGCGAAAGCUUUCCUCCUUCAAAUGGAAUAC
Messenger RNA from Anopheles moucheti, 395 nucleotides. RefSeq lists its product as uncharacterized. The transcript is spliced from 5 exons. Bases 1 to 309 code for a protein of 102 amino acids. NCBI's taxonomy places the organism in Eukaryota, Metazoa, Arthropoda, Insecta, Diptera, Culicidae. The record is from RefSeq and is a predicted model, not a curated record.